AUGAAUCACGGGCCUCGUAUAUCCUUCGUUACACGCAGCUCAACCACGAGGUUUUUGAGACAUAUAUCCAUUUCACCUUUGAGUAAAGUUGUUGCGCAAUCAAAACCAAAGCCUGUUCAUAAGUUUUCAUACGAGAAAUCCAAUAAUGUACGAAUGAAUGGUGACGAUUUGGAGACGCCUGAUUCAGCCACAGACUUCGGUGACUAUAAAAGAUCCUCGUAUGGACUAAAAGUGUCUGAAGAGGAAGCUCAGAAAAUUCCCGCCAUAUUAGCUCUCCAUGCGAGAUUGAACCUUUCACCGAAGUUCAAAAAGUCGACCCUUGUCAGAGCUCUCACAUCCAGAAUGAAGAACAAUGACUAUGCUGAUAAUCAUCAAAUGGCUCUAUUUGGAUCGAACAUGCUUUCUUAUUAUACAACAGAGUAUCUCAUAACUACCUACCCUCGACUUCCGAUUGGAAUCUUGAAGGCUGCAACUGACGCAUUUGUGGGUGAUUUUUCUCUUCACGACGUUGGCAAGAAUGUUUGGGGCAUUGAGGAAGAUUGGUCUACAAAUCUUGAAAAGUACCUGUCCAAAGAGCCAAAGUUGUUCAGAUUUGGCAGACUUAGAUAUGACAGACAAGCAAAAGAAGUGGAAGCAGGUAUUACAAAAUAUAGUAUUUCAUCCGAAACUUCCUUGAGUACUGCCACCGCAUAUGCUAACAGUGUCAGAGCUAUCGUCGCUGGUGUGUUUGCUGCAGACGGUGAGCGAGAAACCAAGGAUUUCAUUUACAAACAUGUCUUGUCAAGAAACGUGGAUAUAUCAUCGAUGCUCGAAUUUGAGGAGCCAGGAAAAUUGUUAGCAAGGCUUCUCAAAACAAAGAGUAUGGAGGCUCCUACCAUUAGGCUCAUUUCUGAAACAGGUAGACAAUCGAGUUCCCCAACGUUUAUUGUUGGCUGUUUCAGCGGAGAUAAUCUUCUAGGAGAGGGACAAGGAACUUCUUUGAAAGAAGCUCGUAUUCGAAGUUGUGUCAGCGCUCUCAAAGCAUUUUACCUAUACAAACCACUUGAGCCUCGCGUUCCAAGUGAUGAUAGUUUCAAGCCAUUAUUCGUCGAUGAGGGAGAGUCGUUUUAUUGA
Ogataea angusta is the source of this 1113-nucleotide messenger RNA. RefSeq lists its product as uncharacterized. The record is from RefSeq and is a predicted model, not a curated record. Gene Ontology annotation, cellular component: nucleus. The transcript has a single exon. Gene Ontology annotation, molecular function: ribonuclease III activity; double-stranded RNA binding. NCBI's taxonomy places the organism in Eukaryota, Fungi, Ascomycota, Pichiomycetes, Pichiales, Pichiaceae. Gene Ontology annotation, biological process: primary miRNA processing; regulation of gene expression; rRNA processing. Bases 1 to 1113 code for a protein of 370 amino acids.